Cololabis saira (Pacific saury) is the source of this 1242-nucleotide messenger RNA. RefSeq names its product radial spoke head protein 3 homolog B-like. Gene Ontology annotation, cellular component: cilium. The coding region runs from base 70 to 1035 and encodes 321 amino acids. NCBI's taxonomy places the organism in Eukaryota, Metazoa, Chordata, Actinopteri, Beloniformes, Belonidae. The transcript is spliced from 8 exons. The record is from RefSeq and is a predicted model, not a curated record.
GCUAGAUAUAACUAUAGUUUCUGACAGUUUAUUCUUUGCUUUUUUAACUACAAGGUAAAAUCAAACAGAAUGCUGUACACGUUUUCAAGUCGACCCAGACCCGUUAAGACCAAAGAGCCUCCAGAUGAACGGACUCAACACUUUGGUGGAAACAUCAUGUACGACCGUCACGUGGUCAGAGGAAGUACCUAUCCCCAAGGCAUCAUUCCAGCUAUGGCUCAGACAGACAUUGUGGGAACUCAAAGACGACCGCUGUUCAGAAGGAGAGCCAUCACCCAUAAACAGCACAUGGGGCUUCUCAGAACCACAACCCCUGAAGCUGUGCACGGUAGAAAACAUAUCGAUGUACAAACAGAGUCUUACCUUGAGGAACUGGCUAAAGUUCCUGGAUCUUCAGAGGCUGAGAGUCAGACUGAGGCUUUCCUGGACAAACCAGCGACUCCACUCUUCAUACCUGACAAAUCUGGCAUAGAUGUCACAACACAGAUUAAAGAGGGCGAGUUGUUUGACUUUGACAGAGAGAUGCAGCCAGUGGUGGAAGUCCUUGUAGGCAAGACGAUUGAACAGUCCCAGUUGGAGGUUAUGGAGGAGGAGGAACUGGCUUCUCUGAGAGCCCAGCAGAUGGCAUUUGAAGAACUCAGAGUUUGCGAGCUGAGGACGGUGCAACGGCUGCAGGAGCAGGACAGGCGCAUAAAUGAAGAAAAAGAACGUAGAAUUGCCCAGCAAAAAGAGGUGCUGAAGAAAGAGAAGGAGGUUGUGUACAAGAUAUCUGCCAGGGUGUACGCUCGGCAGUGUCUGGCCAACUUACUGCCGAUGACCCUAAACUCAGUGAGAGACCAAGGUUACCUUUUCGACCCUGUGCAGAAAGAUAUUGAAACUCAUUUCUUCCCAUGGCUCAUGGCUGAGGUUGACAGCUGUUUGGAGAGAAGAUACUGUGCAAGAGAGCUGCUUGACACUAUGAUCCUUGAAGUCAGCCAGAAGAGACUGGAGCAGAUCCAAGAACUGGAGACUCAGCUUCAGGAAUCAGACUCAUAAAGAGAUCCACAGAGCAUACAAAUAAACUGUUUAAUUGACAACUAAUAUGACAAGUUUGAGUUACAUGUCUUCAGCAUGAUUUAUACAUUAGGAUUUAAAAGAUGUUUAAGGCUUUUGACAAAACAGAAAUGUAGAUUGUAAAGUUUUUGGCUCUUGUUAUAUAUUGCCUACUUCAAUACAUUCAGGAGACAGUCACUUCUUUAUAAA